Messenger RNA from Callorhinchus milii (elephant shark), 6253 nucleotides. RefSeq names its product zinc finger protein 513a (gene znf513a). The transcript is spliced from 7 exons. The record is from RefSeq and is a predicted model, not a curated record. Gene Ontology annotation, biological process: negative regulation of transcription by RNA polymerase II; regulation of cytokine production; regulation of immune system process. Bases 113 to 5341 code for a protein of 1742 amino acids. NCBI's taxonomy places the organism in Eukaryota, Metazoa, Chordata, Chondrichthyes, Chimaeriformes, Callorhinchidae.
GUUUUACGGCUGCGACGGUGGCGCGGAGGAAGAGCGGGAAAGGCGAGAGAGGGGAACAUUGUCAGGAACUGAACCACGCAAAUUUAAUCUGAAGUGAGGAAACAAAAAAAAUAUGCCCAGAAGGAAACAGUCCAAUCCUCAGCCUGUGAAAAUUGAAUCAGAGGCUGGCUGUGAACGCAAUGGGCCAGAAGACCUGGUCCUGGAGAGUGACCUGAUGCUGGGUCAAGAGCUGGAGUUUGAGGACUGUGAUGAGAAGAUCAUGGGCUUUGAAAAAGAUUCAGAAGAUUCGAUUGUCUCGGAGGAACUUGGUCUUCACGUAAAUGGCAAUGAUGAAUUUCCUCCCAGCUAUAAAAGACUAAAGACUGAGGACGAGACGGACAGUUACAUGAACGCUGAGAGUAUAGACGGGGGAACAAAUACCGACGACCUGUUCAUUCCCUUUUCCUGCCAGCAAUGCGGCUCAUUGUUGGACAGUAAUCCACAGCAGCUGGACAGAGUGACUGGUCCGAAUUGUCCAAAAUGUAGUCUGGACAUUUUAUCAGAAGAGAUUAGCUCAGAGCAAAUGGAGAGGCUCUUUUGCUGUCAGUUGUGCAGCUUCACGUCACAAUAUCCCAACCACCUGGCAAGGCACAUGAAAACGCACAGCGGUGAGAAACCUUACAAGUGUAAAGACUGUCACUAUGCCUCCGCCCAGCUGGAAAACCUCAAGCGGCACAUGAGAACUCACACUGGCGAGAAACCCUUCAAAUGCAAAGCCUGUGACUAUGCCUGCAGUAAUAUGGCCAACCUGAAGCGACACCAGCGCAUCCAUUCGGGUGACAAACCCUUCAAAUGUGACCUCUGCGACUACAGCUGUAACCAGAGCAUGAACCUGAAACGCCACAUGCUCCGCCACACAGAGGAGCCAGCCUUCAAGACCCCUGAAUAUUCUGAUCUCUCGGAGUUUGUUCAUGCAGAUGAUAGCAGUGAAUUUACUCCAAGCUGCAAGCGGCUUAAAACUGAGAAAGACUCACACAAUUCUGCAGAUGUCCAAGAGGAAUCUUCUUUGAGACUAGUCAAUGGUUUUUCAGAUAGUUAUGACAGCCCCCCUCAGCAGACUGCCCCCUUGAUCAAACAAAACAGUUCAGGAGCAAGUGUGGAAGUUGUGUUGGAAGAAGAUUGUGGGGUUGAGGAGAUUUCCCAAUAUUCCAGAAGCACUACUGGUAAUGGGGCCCUCCACCACAAGAAACUCUAUAAAUGUACCCUCUGCAACUAUACAACCGAGCAGCUGGGCAACUUCAAGCGCCACAACUUAAUCCACGAGGGUUGGAAGCCUUUUAGAUGCAAUCAGUGUGACUAUACAUCUGGUCAAUUAGGGAACCUUAAAAGACAUCUGCAAACCCACACCAGGGAAAAAAUCUUCAGAUGCAUCCAUUGCAGCUAUGCCUGUGCUAGUAUGAUAGUUCUGAAGAGACACAAGCAAACCCAUGUGAAGAGCGAGCCUGCCCUACAAUUGGAAGAGGACAGCAUCACAAGUAAGUCUUUGUCCCCUCCCCCAGACUCUCAGACACCCUCUGAGGGCAGUGAGGAAAAGAAGCCAGUCAAAUGUUCAUACUGCAGCUACACCUCGCCCUUGAUGGGGAACCUGCAACGACACAUCCGGAUACAUCUUGGCGAAAAGCCCUUCAAGUGUGAGGAAUGCAACUAUGCAACAGGCCAGUCAGGGAAUCUCAAGCGGCACAAGCUGACUCACAGCCAGAAGAGGUCUUUCACCUGCAAACAGUGUGACUAUGCAUCUGGCCAGAUGGGGAACCUGAAACGCCACAUGUUGACUCACACCAGGAAGAAGUGCUUCAAAUGCAGCCAAUGCGACUUUGCCGGGGACAGUAUGGCUGAGCUCAUGAGGCACAAGCAUUGCCACAAAGAGGAAAAGGCUGUGCUACAACAAACCACAAGCUCCCUAAAAACAAACGGUGAGGAGAAGCCUUAUAAGUGUUUGCACUGUAAUUAUGCCUCAGCUUUGCUUGGUAACCUACAGCGACACACCCGCAUUCACCUGGGAGAGAAGCCUUUCCGGUGCGAUCGCUGUGACUAUUCAUCCAGUCAAACGGGGAACCUUAAGCGACACGGUCUCACCCACACCCGAGAAAAGACACUCAGGUGCCGCCAGUGUGCCUUUGUCUGCAGUAACUUGCUGGACCUGAAGCAACAUAAGGAGAUGCAUCUAAAGGAAAGGCUGCAGGGUAGCCAAGGUGAUACCAAGGAACCCACAGCCCAGAGCUCCCAGCAGGCUACAAUGAGCAGUGGUGAUGAGAAGUCCUUCAAGUGUUUGUAUUGCAGUUAUACCUCAUUGUUGCUGGGGAACCUGCAGAGGCACACUCGCAUUCACCUGGGAGAAAAGCCUUUCAAAUGCAAAGAGUGCAAUUACGCAACAUACCAGUCAGGGCACCUUAAGCGUCACGUGCUGACCCAUAUACAGAAAAAGUCACUGAAGUGUCGCCUGUGCAAACAUGUCUCUGGAAAUCUGGCAGACUUAAAACAACACCAGCAAGAGCACACUGAGAAAUCUACCAGUGAAGACAAGAAACCUUACAAAUGUUCCUUUUGUAAUUAUGUUUCCUCCCUGUCGGGAAACCUGCAAAGGCACAUACGGAUCCAUCUGGGAGAACGGCCUUUCAAAUGCGACCAGUGUGAAUAUGCGUCUCACCAGUCAGGUAAUCUGAAGCGACAUCAGAUAACUCACAGUCGGCCCAGGUCUUUCAAGUGCGGCAUCUGCUAUUACACUUGCAGCAACGCACAAGACCUAAAGGAACACAAGGAGACUCAUGUGAAGAAGAAAAUGUUGUUGCAAGAUGAGGACAACGGGACUGAAAAAACCAAAGAGCCUUACAAGUGUAAGCUUUGCUCUUUUGUCUCCGAGUACCCAGGCCACCUCAUGAGGCAUAUGAAAACGCAUAGCGCAGAGAAACCAUACAAGUGUCACUACUGUGAUUAUGCAACGGUGCAAAUGGGCAACCUCAAGCGGCACAUAUUGAUCCACACGGGGGAAAGGCCUUUUAAAUGUGACAAGUGUCCCUACAACUGCAGCCGCUUGGAGAAUCUGAAGCGACACAAGCAGACUCACACUGAAGAGCAACUCUUAGAGGAUGAUGAAGGAGGCAGCUUGGUAAAAGUUGAGAAGCCACUUUACUGUCAGUUCUGUAACUUUAAAGCACGGUACCCCAGCAUCCUGGCUCGGCACAUAAAAACACACAACACUGUUGUGAGCCCUCAGAGGUUGCAGCAGACUGGCACGUGUAGAAAAGCCUUCCGUUGUGGCCAGUGCCCCUACUUUUGCCGCAGCAUGUCUAGUCUGAAGUGGCACAUGCAGAGUCACACAGGAGGCGAAGCAUUAGCACAACCCCAGGAGGAGACUGAGCACAACCACCAAUCCGACCAUUUAACAAGCCACGUGAAAGUGCACAGCAACCAAACCCAGCAUCUUGAAACCCCUUCUCCAGAGCCUGAGCAGGAGAAACAAGACCAGAACAUAUUCUCUUGUAAUUUGUGCAGUUUUGUCACCCAGUACCCCAACCAUUUCAUAAUGCACAUGAAAACUCACAUGAAAACGCACAGCAACAACACAAGCGAUUACCAGUGUUCCCAUUGCAGUUACACCACCAAACAAUCUGGCAACUUCAAGCGUCACAUUCAGGUUCACUUGGGUGUGAAGCCUUUUAAGUGUGACCAAUGCAGCUAUGCCUCGAUUAAUUUUACCAACCUGAAAAGGCAUUUACAAACCCAUAUGAGACAGGCGUGCAACCAGUUGGAUUACUCCUGUACAGACGUAGAUGACCACAGCAGCUUUAAAGCAGAAUUGGAAGCAAGUGACCUUGAAAAGCUUUCUGAGCCUCCCUCCUGCGAAUCUGACAGUCUUACCUCUCAACCUCCCAACUGCCUUUCAAGGAAUACAAAACGCAAGAGGCAGCACAAAUGCCCGCACUGCGAUUACGAAACGACCGAUUUGGGAAACCUCAAGCGACACAUCAGGAGCCACAAGGGGGAGAAGCCCUUCAAGUGCAGCCAGUGCAACUAUGCCUCGACCCAGAUGGUCAAUGUCAAGCGACACCUACAAACACAUGGAGAGAAACCAUUGUACCAGUGCAGCCAGUGCCAGUUUGUGUGUGAGAGCAAGGCUGCCUUUAAACGCCACAGCCAGAAGCACUCGGCAAUCCCUGUGGUCAAGCAGGAAAGGGAGGAGAAGAUUAACGUCAGGAAAGGGCAAAAGGUGUUCUCGUGCAAGCUGUGCAAUUUUGUCUCACAGUACCAGAGCAACCUCAUCAGACACAUGAAUAUACAUAAUUAUCGAAGGCCGUAUAAUUGUUCGCAGUGUAACUAUGUGUCCGCCCAACUGGGCAACCUCAAAAGGCAUAUGCAGAAUCACUUCAAAAAUGAAAGCUUCCAGUGUGACCAGUGCAACUACUCAUGCGCUUCAAUGACUAACUUGAAGCGGCACGCCAGGGUUCACACAGGGCAGAACCUGAUUAGGCGUGAGAACAAAUGUCGUCAGGCACCAGAAAAGAGGGCCAAGCCACAGUUUAUUGGUAAUACGACUGGUGACGGUAACAUUUACCAGGACGCUGAUGUCUCAGAGUUGCUGAAGGGAAGCGAGGAGUCUGAAAGCCUGCUGGACACGGGUGAUGCAGGGGAAGAAUCGGACUCACUCCCAGAGCUGCUGCUCCCUUUCACCUGCCAGCAGUGUGGCAUGGUGCUGGAUGACUGCGGGCAGGAGGAGGAGGGAGUGGUGGGGCCCCUGUGCCCUAGAUGUACGUUCGAUGGCUUGACACACGAAGAGGACAGGGGAAGAGGAGACAGAGGAGAGAUCAGUCCAGGUAAAGGGGACAAGAUCUACCCUUGCAAGCUCUGUCCUUUCACCUCGCAGUACCCCAAUCACCUGGUGAGGCACAUGAAGACUCACAGCGGGGAGAAGCCCUACAAGUGCACUCACUGCCACUACGCCUCCGCUCACCUGGAUAACCUCAAGAGGCAUGUGCGCAUUCACACUGGCGAGAAGCCUUUCAAGUGUGAUCGCUGCGACUAUGCUUGCGGUAACAUGGCUAACCUGAAGCGACACGAGCGUAUCCACUCAGGACACAAGCCUUUCAAGUGUGACCUCUGUGACUACAGCUGUAAUCAGAGCAUGAACCUGAAACGCCACAUGCUCCGGCACACGGGGGAGAAGCCCUUUCAAUGCCCUGAGUGUGAGUACACCACCGGCCACUGGGACAACUACAAGAGGCACCAGAAGACUCAUGGCCACACACUGGACGGCUGGGCGAACCCAAGGAGGAUCACUCGCAGCAAUGUCGAGAGUCAGACGUGAGGGGGGGGGGAGGGGGAGAGAGGGGCAGGUAUAAGUUAAUGAGUUCCUCAAGAUGUAAUACAAGGCUGACCAGCAUUCCUCAGAAUGAAGUUAGUGUUUUAAUCCAACCAAAAUGAUAUUGAUAAGUUCUUAUAUCAUACAUACAACCGGGGACGUGUAGUUCAGAUUCAAAGGUGAUCCAAUCCUUCCUCCGGGAGAGAACGUAGACCGCUUUGUGUACAUCAAUCUGCCCUCUUUCUGCUUUUGGUUCCGUAUCUUCCUCUCUUCUCUCUGUGUUUCUGAGUCGCUUACACAGACACUCACUCCGUCCCUGUAUAAAAUCGCAGUCGUUUCUCUCUGCUUCAUACUACCUACACACACUCUCCUUCACAUGCGGUCGCCUGACUCCCUGCGACUACACUGUGCCAGCCCCUCAUCAGGUGUCACCAGUGGUUUCACUGAAACCACUCCUCACCAGCUCAUGCUGAUUCUUUCUUUGCAAUAAAGUCAUUCUCACGGAAACCAGAGGGUGUCAUGGCUGCAGCCACACUCUUUUUGCUAGGAUACAGUAAGGAUGAUCGAUCACCAAGCACACCUAGUGUAAAAUCAUCAGCUUACAAUCCCCCACCUUAGCUGCUGUUGGGCUUAUGUACCAUUGUCUACAGGAGCUGCACAACGAUAAUCCUCAGAAAGUGCAUGAACUUUAAAACAUUAACGUAUUCAUUAAUGUAUCUUCCUCAAAGCCGUUACAGGGACUGUCGUACAUCUUUUGGCGAACCUUAAUUCUGUGUUUUUAGUAUUGACCAUUUGCCACACAUACUUAUCAAAGUCCAGAUGUGCAUUAAAUCAUCAGUUUACUGACGAUGAAUUUUCUUUCUUCAGCAGUUUCCAUUUGUUCGGUCACCAUUCUCAAACCCAGAGGAUGUCUUUUCA